This is a messenger RNA of Hypoxylon fragiforme, 1786 nucleotides long. RefSeq names its product ribonuclease H-like protein. The record is from RefSeq and is a predicted model, not a curated record. The transcript has 2 exons. The coding region runs from base 114 to 1601 and encodes 495 amino acids. Gene Ontology annotation, cellular component: nucleus. Gene Ontology annotation, molecular function: nucleic acid binding; exonuclease activity. Gene Ontology annotation, biological process: rRNA processing; ribosomal large subunit assembly. NCBI's taxonomy places the organism in Eukaryota, Fungi, Ascomycota, Sordariomycetes, Xylariales, Hypoxylaceae.
CCCAUCUUCAAUAUUCGCGUAUAGAUAGCUAGCUACCUACCUAGGUGGAUUAACACUGGAGGCUGCAACACAUACCUAUCUACCUAUCCGCAUUUCCCCAACAACCAACGAUCAUGGCGCAAAGCCAGAAACCGCGAAGUUUCCAGUGUGAUUGCAAUUUGCCAUUUGAGAGCCGGAAAUUGCUUGGUGAGCAUGUCGAGCAAACAGGUCACAUGGAAACAAAAUGGUGCGCGGUGUGCAACCAACCGUUCUUUUCAGAGAAGGCUCUCACGCAGCACAUGAAAGAUGCCCCGAAACACAAGGUCAACCGUCCUCUCCGUGGCAGCGCUUCGAAUACGAAUUCGCAGAGAAACGCCUCCGGUACUUCCUUAAGCAAUUCUAAAGGUCCUCAAAGGAAACCCUCGAAGGCUGCUGCUGCCAAAGACAUUCCAGAUAGUAGCCUAGCAGUUCAAGCGCCUUCGACAAUAACUAUUCCUAGGCGGUCUAAGAGACUUAUGCAAGCUGCAAAUGCUUCUACGGCUACUCCAAAUACCAGUCCCGCAGUGCAAAAUACCGUGACGCUGGUUGCCACUGCCUCUACCACCCCAACGCAAACCGUGGCUAUGGUACCUAGCUCUCCCUUAGAUGAAUAUCCAUGGGCAUCAAGACGAACUCGCCCUGGUUUACUGAAGACAUUGACGGCACGCUGCCAUAGUGAAGGCAUAUUGGUAGAAUAUGGCUACUACACAGGCGGCCGGGCUGAACAAAAGCGGAUCAAAGCCAACCCCAACACCUUCCUCUCGACGCCAGCCAGAACCAAUAAUGGAGUGGCCAAGCACAAGGCCAUCGCCAUCGACUGCGAGAUGGUCGGAGUCGCGGGCGGCCGGGAGGAGCUCGCCCUCCUCUGCGCCGUCGACGUGCUCACGGGUGCAGUGCUCAUCAACUCCUUCGUGUACCCGAUCGAGACUGUCAAGGACUGGCGUACUAAGUAUAGCGGUGUAUCGAAGCGGGCGAUGACCGAGGCCCACCUCCGCGGCGAGACCCUCAACGGCUGGCCCGAGGCGCGGGACCGUCUCUUCCGCUUCGCUGACGCCGACACUGUGCUAAUCGGCCACGCGCUCCACGGCGACCUAAAGGUCCUUCGCGUCGUGCACAAGCGCGUCAUCGACUCCUCGAUCCUCGUCGGCGAAGCUGUUUUCGGGAAAGGUAACAAGAUAGGGCGGCAGUGGGGCCUCCAGACGCUGUGCCGCGAGCUCCUGGGGGCGGCGAUACAGGUGUCGAAGAAGAAGGGCCACGUCUGCCUCGAGGACACGCUGGCGACGCGGGAGAUCGUGCUGUGGUGUCUGACGGAACGCGAGCGACUGGAGGUCUGGGCGAAGCAAGCGCUGGUCCAGUAUAAGAUCGAUAAGGAGAAGAGGGAGCAGCAGCAGCGGGAGAAGGAGAGGGAGAGGCGGGAGAAGGAGGAGAGGAAGCGGAAGGAGGAGGAAAAAUUAAAGAGGUGGGAGGGUCAAGAACGGGAGAGAGUGAGGCGGGAGGAGGAGAAGAGAGUGGAGCAGCAGCGAGAAGAUGAGUACUAUCACUGGGGUCCUGCAUACAACAUCGCAAACGUUGGUUCUAACUAGGAAGCCGUCCUAUUACGAAUAGCUUGAGCUACCUCAAAUUAGCAUUUACUUCCAGCGCGGGUAUACGGAUGGACUUUCUAGGAGACUCCUGCAAUAUUGGGUGGAAGUCAUGGCGAGUCUUAUAAUGGUUUAAGGGCUUCGACUCAUGGUUAGGUAACUAGCGUUAUUUCCUUCACAAUGGCUUA